AUGAGUUCCAUAAAAAAGUCGACGGUCUCAACGACUGCAAGCAAAUUUACUCCCAAAGCUAAGGCCCCUUUCUUCCUCCGUAAACCAAAAAAUACGAAAGUAAAGGCCGGUGAGCCUAUAGAACUGAAGAUUAAAAUAUCUGCUUCUCCAGAUCCUACUGUUGAGUGGCUAAAGGACAACACUGUUAUCGAACCUAAUGCCUCUGUCCAUGUUACAUUUGAGGCUGGUCAAUCUACUUUAACUAUUAACCACAGUAAAAGUUCCGAUUCUGGUCGUUACACUAUUGUCGCUUCAAAUGAAGCUGGUGAAAAAGAUUUCUCAGUUACUAUAACUGUUGAAGCACCACCAAGUCGACCAGUUGAUCUACGAUCAGCUAAAUUAACCACUGAUUCUAUUCUACUAUCCUGGGAACAAUCGGAAAGCGAUAGUCAUCAAGAAACUAAAUACAUUGUUGAAAGCAUGAAAGUCGGUGAUAGUUCAUGGUCGACCGUGGACAGGGAAUUGAUGGAAUGUUCUUAUGUAGUCAAUAGGCUAGAAUGUGAUAUGGUAUAUAAAUUCCGAGUAAAGGCAUACAGUAAAGUCGGCUCAAGUGAGCCAAGCGAAGAGUGCAUUAUCCGGACCGUAUAUACCUUUAAACAAAAGAAACUGAUUUAUUGCUCUACGCGAAUACGACAUGAUAUUCUAGGCCCUCCCAAAAAACCUAGGAAAACUGAAUUAAUAAAGGGAAACCUCAAGGACGACUAUACGUUAUUGGAGGAACUUGGAAAGGGACGCUUUGGUGUAGUAUACCGCUGUGCGGAUGAAUCCGGAAAUAUCUUUGCUGCGAAACAUAUUGAUUUAAAAAAUUCUAAAGAGGAAGAUAUCCAUCGAGAGAUCGACGUCAUGAACUGUCUUGAUCAUGAUAGAUUAGUCCGCCUUUAUGCCGUGUAUCAAACACCUACUGAUUACGUGAUGGUCCUUGAAUUCAUUUCUGGUGGAGAACUAUUUGAUAGAAUUGUAGAAAAAGAGUACUUAUCAGAAAAAGAAGCUGCCGAAUAUAUAACUCAAGUAUUAGAAGGUGUUCAACAUAUGCACCAAAAUAAUAUCAUCCAUCUUGACCUGAAGCCUGAAAACAUCCUAUGCUUAAGUAACGAUUCCAUGGAUAUUAAAUUGAUCGAUUUUGGCCUUGCUCAUAAAUACAAUCCAAAAGAUAAGAUAAAAGUCAUUUGUGGUACUCCAGAGUUUGUUGCACCGGAAGUUAUCAAUUUUGAACCGAUUUCGUUUAGCGCAGAUAUGUGGAGUGUUGGAGUAAUAACCUACAUUUUACUAAGUGGAUUGUCGCCUUUUAUGGGAGAAAAUGAUGGCGAAACACUACAAAAUGUUACAAAUGCAGAAUGGGAUUUUGAUGAUGAAAUUUUUGACGAAUUAUCGGAAAAUUCCAAAAAUUUUAUGGAAGGAUUAAUUCAGAAAGAUCCAAAAUCACGCUUUACUAUCGAGCAAGCAUUAAAUCAUAGUUGGUUAAAGAAAAAAAUUGAAAAGAAAAUUAAAACUUCAAGAUUGAAGCGAUUUUUGAUUAGACGAAGAUGGAAGGUAAAUUCUUAUAGUAUUAGGCAUUUGAUAGUGAUCAUACUUAUCUCUAAUACGGUAUGUAUUAUUAAUGACCUAUUCAUUAUACAGAAAGCUAUCAAUAGUAUCAUUGCUGUCAUUCGAUUUCAUCAUGGAUUUGGUGGUAGCUCAGAUCUUAUAGUGAGUCCUAUAAAAGAAACAGACCCCGAGCCUAAAACUCAGCAAGAUAAAAGUAAACCUCUUGACUCCGAUGUUUAUGAAGGAAGUGCAGCUAGAUUUGAUUGUUGGAUACAGACUUCUGAUCAAGACUAUGAAGUAAUGUGGCUAAAAGAUGGUCAACCGAUCGAAGAUGAAAAUAAAUACCAAUACAUUUUUGAGGAUAAUAACAAAUGCAGCCUUGUAAUUGCUGACUGUGUUAGCGAUGAUUCUGCGACUUACAGAUGCGUCGUAAUUUCUUCCCAUGGCGAAAUUUCUUGUGCUGCAAAGUUAAUCGUUAACUGUAAGUGUUGUCAAAUUUAUUAUAUAAAGAACUUCUUUCAUACUCAAAUGAUUCAUUUCCUCUUAUCAUCAGGUGAAGAAGAAUUUGGCAAUGAAGAAGAAGAGGAAGAAGCUGGUGAAGAUGUUUUGGAUUAUAGCCGAUUUACAGAAUGGAAGCCACAACAUAAUAAGAUGGCUAAUAUAUUACGCGACUGGACUCAAGUCUUUGUGAAAAAUGAUGAUCCAGAGAAAUACUACGUCAUGAAAGAUGAAUUGGGAAGGUAUAUUUGA
This is a messenger RNA of Trichoplax adhaerens, 2313 nucleotides long. RefSeq lists its product as uncharacterized. Gene Ontology annotation, cellular component: nucleus; cytoplasm. NCBI's taxonomy places the organism in Eukaryota, Metazoa, Placozoa, Uniplacotomia, Trichoplacea, Trichoplacidae. The record is from RefSeq and is a predicted model, not a curated record. Gene Ontology annotation, molecular function: ATP binding; protein serine/threonine kinase activity; protein binding. Gene Ontology annotation, biological process: positive regulation of apoptotic process; protein phosphorylation; intracellular signal transduction. The transcript has 12 exons. Bases 1 to 2313 code for a protein of 770 amino acids.